Molecule: messenger RNA, 670 nt
Organism: Cannabis sativa
Lineage: Eukaryota; Viridiplantae; Streptophyta; Magnoliopsida; Rosales; Cannabaceae
Product: calvin cycle protein CP12-3, chloroplastic
Exons: 1
Coding region: 54-446 (130 amino acids)
Biological process (GO): negative regulation of reductive pentose-phosphate cycle
Cellular component (GO): chloroplast
Source: RefSeq, a predicted model, not a curated record
GUCAGAACCAGAUCAGACCAAGGAAGUAUAGUAAAAUUGUGAAAAGAAACUGAAUGGGAUCUUUACCGAUAUUGAAUCUGAGUCUAAGCAGCAUCAAUCUAUGUCGCCGGGGAUUGGAGGGAGACGGCGGGGGAGGAAAGAGGAGCAGCAGCGGAAGAGUAGUGAGAGUAGUUAGAGCGAUGGCGGUACCGAAAUUUAAAGGAACACAGUUGAGAGAGCAGGUAUUGACGGAGAUGAUCGAGAAGAAGGUGAAGGAGGCGGAGGAAGUGUGUGGUGGGAAAGGAGAAGUGGCGGCGUCGGAGGAGUGUAAGGUUGCUUGGGACGAGGUCGAGGAGCUGAGCCAAGCCAAGGCUGAUUUCCGUCGUAAGUUGGAGAAGCAAGAUCCUCUCGAGUAUUUUUGUCAAGAUAAUCCUGAGACCGACGAGUGUUGGAUCUACGAUGACUGAUCGUCGAUCAUCAUGAAUGAUUAUGCGUAUGUAUAUUAUUGAUCGAUUAUGAUGUGUGGAUGUAUGAAUCAUAAUUAUAAUUAUUGUAAUGAUCGAUAUAUUAAUGUUUUUAUUAGUUUUUCCAUAUUGUAUAUGUAUUAUAAUUAUUUCAUUAAAAAGUAUUUAUAACAAUAUUUUGUUUGGUUCUUCAAAAUGAUAAUAAAGACUAUCUUUAUUGAUUGAUA